Molecule: messenger RNA, 5114 nt
Organism: Oncorhynchus nerka (sockeye salmon)
Lineage: Eukaryota; Metazoa; Chordata; Actinopteri; Salmoniformes; Salmonidae
Product: circularly permutated Ras protein 1-like
Exons: 21
Coding region: 79-2241 (720 amino acids)
Biological process (GO): COPII-coated vesicle cargo loading
Cellular component (GO): endoplasmic reticulum exit site; COPII vesicle coat
Molecular function (GO): zinc ion binding; SNARE binding
Source: RefSeq, a predicted model, not a curated record
CUAACACUUCAGACUGGGAGUAACUCAAGUUUGAACUGUCACUGUUCAUGAGGCUUUGCAUACGUGGUAGGACCACCAAUGGAGUUUGCCUGUGGGUUUGUUUAUGUCCCUUCAUCAACCUAUCAGAGGGAAGUCCACACGAAACCACAAAUUGCAGUUAAACGUUCAGCUCUCCUUCCUCCCCCAAAGAGAAUCCGUCCCCGCAGUCCUCCCCCUCCUCCUCCAGCACAACUACAAAAACAACAACACCACUCUCCAGAACAGAGAAUCACUGAGAAAUGUUUUAAAAAUGCUCUGCUCCCCCCAUUCAUGCGAUCUCAAUCGCCUGCUUGCGUCCAGCCAAUCCCAGGCCCACCUUCCCUUCUCCCUUCCAAUAGCCAGAGGCUGACCUAUGACCUUCCAAAGAAGGAACCAGACAUUGGGAGUCAUCCAUGGGAUCCAGACUACUCAUACAAUAUCACAGAAGGCAGUGGGGAAGAGAUGAAGCAUCCAAACACCACCGGCAGCAGUGGAUCUGCACAGAAGUCAGCUCCAGCCUUGCCACCAAGACCUUCCUUUAUGAAGUCCUGUCCAGAAUACCUAGUUCUGUUGCCUGAUUCUUUCUCCUCCUCAAAGUCCUCCUCUUCAUCCUCCAGAUCAAGGGAACCAUUGGUGGGGAAUCCAAAUGUUAUCCUAGUCAGUUUGGGGGAGCUGAUAUCAGAGGAAAACGUGUUCCCCAUAGAGGGAGAGCCCACCUGCUGCUCCCAGUGUGGCUCUGUGCUGGACUCCUUCUAUGACAAUGUGGUGAAUGUCUGUUAUUUUUGCCAGUCAUCAUUGGAACCACCUACCUCCUCAUCUGCCACCUGUCUCGGUUGCCGGGACAGUGUCUUCCUGUUGACCCCUGGUGACAAGGCCCUGGCCCUUACAGACACCCUGCUCCUGUUCUGUAUCGACAUCUCAGCGUCCAUGAGUAUCACCUCCCAGGUGUUGGAAGGAAAACAGCCAAUCUACAGGUCACGUCUUCAGUUUGUUCAGGAAGCAGUGUUACAGAGUGUUCGGAAGCUGAGCGAAACACAACCACACAUGCGAGUAGGACUCAUCACGUUCAACAAUCAGGUGACUCUGCAUGGAUAUGACGACUUCACCUCACGUUUUUUGCGGGGUGCGGAGUUGAUUGACAGUGAAUACCUUAAGGAAGCAGCGUUCGGCUUCCCCAGCCCACAACCCCUCUCCAGGACCAGGGACUGUCUACAGAGAGAGAUUCUAGGAUUGUCUGAGAGUGGUGCCACGGCUUUAGGUCCUGCUUCUCUUGUAGCCAUAGCGAUGGCUUCUCGGCAACCAGGGUCAAAGGUGAUCAUCUGCACAGAUGGAAAGGCCAACACAGACCUGGGGAAUCUGGAGGUGGAGGGCAUUGAUGCUCGACCUUGCCUCUCCUCCACUAUCUUCUACCACGACCUGGGGGAGUACGCUGCUAGCCAGGGGGUGACGGUGUCAGUGUUGGCUAUCGAGGGGACAGACUGCAGACUUGAUGAGCUGGGGAGACUAGCAGACUGCACAAGUGGAAAGGUGGUGAUAGCAAGUCCACAUGAACUAUACACUGAAUUUGAGGAGAUUAUUGAGAACAGGACGAUAGCGACACACUGUAGUGUCACUUUGCUGCUCCCCACAACACUGUGUGUGAAAGGAGAGAGGGAGGCUGGGAACAGGGUGACCAGAGAGGUGGGCAAUGUGGCAUCAGACACAGAAAUCACCUUUCAAUUUGGAGCGAGGGAACACGGCUCACAGGGAGAGGUGUCAGCCCCAGUGGCAGGUGGCCGUGUGUCUGUUCAGCUGCAGCUGAGAUACAGACGGAAGGAUGGACACAGUAUGCUCAGAGUGCUGACGGCUGAUAAAGAGGUGACGGAUGACAGCUCAGUGGUCCUCUCCUCUCUAUUUCUAGCUAUAAUUCAGCUCAACUCAUCCCAGGCCAGCGCCGCUCUAGCUGUCAGGGGCCGCUUCCAAGACGCAAAGAGUGAGGGGGAGACACAGAGGGAACUGAUGGAGAGAGCCCUAGAGUAUGAUAGAAGUGCAGAAGACAAACUGAUUUAUUCAAAAUGGCUUAAAACCAUGGACCCUAUACACAACAGCCUACAAAACUACACAAGGAGACAAUCCAUACGUUCUGAUACACUGCAGUCUCUAACAGACAUGGGUGCUGCACUGUUGUACAGCAUGAAGAACAGCAACAGGUCUAUUUCACUGAAGGAAAAGCACCAACACUGAUUGGUGGCUACUGUCUAUGCCUGAUAUCCUUGGAAGUUAUUCAAGUCCUACCGACUUCUGAGGAAUGUUCUUAUCGAUGCACACUGUCAGAACGUCAUGUCAGAACUGCGAUGGCACAUAGCAAGUGAAAUGGGUUUGUACCUGCAGUGCCUUCAGAAUGUAGUCAUACCCCUUGACUUAUUCCACAAUUUGUUGUGUUACAGGCUGCACUCAAAAUGUAUUCAUCUACACACAAUACCCCAUAAUGACAAACUGAAAACAUGUUCUUAGAAAAUGUUGCAGAUGUCUUGAAAUUGAAAUAAAUAAAUAUCUAAUUUACAUAAGUAUUCACACCCCUGAGUCAAUACUUUGUGGAAGCCCCUUUGGCAGCAAUUACAGCUGUGAGUCUUUCUGGGUAAGUCUCUUAAGAGCUUUCCAUACGUGGAUUGCGCAACAUUUGCCCACUAUUCUUUUCAAAAUUAUUCAAGCUCUGUCAAAUUGGUUGUUGAUAAUUGCUAGACAACCAUUUUCAGGUCUUGUCAUAGAUUUUCAAGUAGAUUUAAGUCAACUGUCACUCGGCCACUCAGGAACAUUCACUUUCUUCUUGGUAAACAUUUCCAGUGUAGAUUUGGUGUUGUUACAGGUUAUUGUCCGGCUGUCCUUGUUCCGUUCAUCUUUCCAUCAAGCCUGACCAGUCUUCCAGUUCCUGCCCCUGAAAAACAUCCCCACAGCAUGAUGCUGCCACCACCAUUCUUGACCGUAGGGAUGGUGGCAGGUUUCCUCCACGCGUAACAAUUGGCACUUAGGCGAAAGUGUUCAAUCAUGGUUUCAUCAAGACCAGAGAAUCUUGUUUCUCAUGGUCAGAGAGACAUUUAGGUGCCUUUUGGCAAACUCUAAGCGGGCUGUCAUCUGCCUUUUUUCCAGAGGAGUGGUUUCCGUCUGGCCACUCUACCAUAAAGGUCUGAUUGGUGGAGUGCUGCAGAGAUGGUUGUCCUUCUGGAAAGUUCUCCCAUCUCCACAAAGGAACUCUGGAGCUCUGUCAGAGUGACUCUCAGGUUCUUGAUCACCUUCCUGACCAAGGCCCUUCUCCCACAAACUUCUUCCAUUUAAGAAUGAUGGAGGCCACUGUGUUCUUGGGGACCUUCAAUGCUAGAGAAAUGUUUUGGUACCCUUCCCCAGAUCUGUGCCUCGACACAAUCUUGUCUCGGGGAGCUCUACGGACAAUUCCUUUGACCUUAUGGCUUGUUUUUUGCUCUGACAUGCACUGUCAACUGUGAGACCUUGUAUAGACAGGUGUGUGCCUUUCCAAAUCAUGUUCAAUCAAUUGAAUUUACCACAGGUGGACUCCAAGUUGUAGAAACAUCUCAAGAUGAUUAAUGGAAACAGGAUGCACCUGAGUUCAAUGUUGAGUGGGUCUAAAUACUUAUGUAAAUAAGGUAUUUCUGUUUUUAAAAAUUUAAAUUUUUCUAAAUAUUCAAAAAGCCUGUUUUCGCUUUGUCAUUAUGGGGUAUUGUGUGUAUAUUGAUGAGAAAAUGUUUUGUUUAAUCAAUUUCAGAAUAAAGUUGUAAGGUAACAAAAUGUAGAGAAAAUUUAAGGGGUCUGAAUACGAAUGCACUAAAAGUGAAUUGCUUUGCCAAUUUCUUUUGCAGUAUUACGUUAGUGCCUUGUUGCAAACAGGAUUUUUAUUUUAUUUUUUAUAUUUUUACCUUUAUUUAACUAGGCAAGUCAGUUAAGAACAAAUUCUUAUUUUCAAUGACGGCCUAGGAACAGUGGGUUAACUGCCUGUUCAGGGGCAGAACGACAGAUUUGUACCUUGUCAGCUUGGGGGUAUGAACUUGCAACCUUCCGGUUACUAGGCCUACGCUCUAACCACUAGGCUACCCUGCCGCCCCGUGGAUGCAUGUUUUUGAAAAUUUGUACUCUGUACAGGCUUCCUUCCUCCUUCCUUAUUUUCCCUCUGUCAAUUAGGGUAGUAUUGUGGAGUAACUACAAUGUUGUUGAUCCAUCCUGUUUUCUCCUAUCCCAGCCAUUCAACUCUGUAACUGUUUGAAAGUCACCUUUGGCCUCAUGGUGAAAACCCUGAGCGGUUUCCUUCUUCUCCGGCAACUGAGUUAGGAAGAAUGCCUGUAUCUUUGUAGUGACUGGGUGUAUUGACACCAUCCAAAGUGUAAUUAACUUUAUGCUCAAAGAGAUAGUCAAUGUCUGCUUUUUUUAAAAUUUUGACCCAUCUACCAAUAGGUGCCCAUUUUUGCGAGGCACUGGAAAAGCACUGGUCUUUGUGUUUGAAAUUCACUGCUCGACUGAGGGAUAUUACAGAUAAUUUAAUGUGUGGUGUACAGAGAUGAGGUAGUCAUUGAAAAACCAUGUUAAACACUAUUAUUGCACACAGAGUGAGUCCAUGCAAGUUAUGUGACUUGCCAAUCAACAUUUUACACCUGUACAUAUUUAGACUUGCCCUAACAAGGGGGUUGAACACUUAUUGACUCAAGACAUUUCAUCUUUAAAUGUUUUAUUAAUUUGUCAAAUGUUAAAAACAUAAUUCCACUUUGAUAUUAUGAGGUAUUUUGUUUAGGCCAGUGACAAAAACAAUCUACAUUUAAUUCAUUUUAAAUUCAAGCUGUAACACAACAAAAUGUGGAAAAAGUCAAGUGGUGUGAAUACUUUCUGAAGGCGCUGUAUCACUCCCUCUCUAGCUUAGCAUCACCCUGACCAGAAAGCACUAGAAAUGCCUGACUCAGACACACCAUCAGAUAGGUGUUUCUACACCCAUAAACAUAGGUUGAACAGUAAAAACUGCUGCCAAGAAUGAGAAUGUAGGAAACUUGGACAGAUUAUUUAGCAUUAUUAGCCUUUUAAGCUGGCACAGACAUGACACAUGAUUUUUUUUUUUUAAA